AUAUUUCAGAAAACUUGCAGAUACAAGGGCAUCAUGUUUGUGUCCGAGUCAAUUGGAAACAACACUCAGAAAAAGCUUAUAAAAAUAGAUAUCAGUUCAGACAUUAUGUGUCCAUGGUGCUUUGUGGGCAAACAAAAUCUUGACAAAGCUAUAGCUGCAUCUAAGGAUCAUUAUGACUUUGAGAUUAGAUGGCAUCCAUUUCAACUUAAUCCUUCUGCCCCAAAAGAAGGCAUCAAUAGGAAAGAGUAUUACAGGAACAAGUUUGGAUCUCAAACUAAGAGGAUAGAAGCUCGGAUGUCAGAGGUUUUUAGGGGCCAUGGAUUGGAAUAUAACCUUUCAGGACUCACAUAA
Messenger RNA from Quercus robur (English oak), 351 nucleotides. RefSeq lists its product as uncharacterized. Lineage: Eukaryota; Viridiplantae; Streptophyta; Magnoliopsida; Fagales; Fagaceae. Gene Ontology annotation, molecular function: oxidoreductase activity. The record is from RefSeq and is a predicted model, not a curated record. The coding region runs from base 34 to 351 and encodes 105 amino acids. The transcript is spliced from 3 exons.